AUUGCCACUGGAUUGACAAAUGCAAACAUUUUUCUAAAGAUGGAAAUUGAAGUCAUAGAGCCAAAGAGAGCUCCUCUAGAAUUUCCUGUGGAUGUAGAUGGAGCACCAGUGGAAGUUGUCGAAGUGGUUAAAGCAAUAAAAAAGGUUGCAGAAAAAGUUUUAUAUCAUUGGGAUGUCUUCCCAAUUGUUUUACCUCCCCCACUCACUGUGGUUACAAGUGAAAAUAAUGGCAACAAAAAAUCAAAACCUCUUAUAGUGCGAGACUUGUUUAUAGCUCCAACAUUUGAAGAACUAAAUCUUGUUUCCAUCAACCAAAAAGGAGAGCCUCAACCUCUAACUCAAAAACAAUUAUUACACAUCAGAGAAUCUGGGGAGUUUGAAGUUGAUAGCAUGAAUUUCCCUGGACAAGUUCACAAAUGGAAAUUAAGUCAGGUACUACAAAAAGGAACAAAAAAUGUUCAUGACACUCUGUUUCAGGACAUUGCUUUAUCAAUGCAUUUGUUAGUAAUAAUUGCUCGCAAUCGUCUACUUUCCAAGUUCUUCAGUGUUUCUCAGUCAAUGCGUGCCUUCCUCCGUGGGUUAGCUAUCCUGUUAGAUGUGUUCAUAGGUAUUCCUUCUCUGUCUGCCAAAAAUUUAGAUGUUCGAAUUCAAGAAGAAAGGAGUAAAUAUUUAGUUGCUGAACUGACUGUUAGGCCCAAUUUCGAAGAUGAUAUUGAUAGCUUGUGUCAAUUUGUUAAGCAUCAGAUUCGAAAGCAAACAAUGGAGAAAUACUGUUUUGAAAAUGAAAAAUCCCCCCCUGUCCCAUAUUUGUUCCAAACGCCUAAAGGACGUGAGAUUGAUUUGCGCCUAUUCAAUAAAGAAACUAUACGUAAAGCCCUUCCUGCUAUUGCAAAUAUUUUAGAAAAAGAAUCGAGAGGGUGGUUCUUACCAUUUAGAGAAAAAGUGAUAUCAGAAUUAAAAACCAAAAAGCUUUCUGAAGAUGAGCUUGAACGGGUAACAAAUAUUUUAGUUUUGGAUGAAUAUUUGAGAAGAGUUUUUGCAGCUAUUUUAACCCAUCCUCAAAUUCAGGAAUUAGGUUCUGGAAUUGGUUCACUUUUGGUGGAGCAAGCUCAGGCUGUUAUAUUGAUGCAUAGAGCUGUUGAAAACAUGCAUCGACGUCUUAAGCAAACUCUGUCACAGCUCAAAAGAUGUUUAGAAGAAUUGAAUCCCGUAUUGUCUCGUAUUCAGCCAUGGGUUCAAGAAAGACUUCAAGUAGCUGAGGAGGAAUUUAUUUUAGAUCAUCGUUGGGAUGCUCAUGAAGAAGCUCUGGCUCUUUGUAGGCAAAGUCACUUGGAGCAAACUUCUUAUUUCUUGCAAAGAGAUUUAACUUUCAUGCGAGAAAGGGAGCCUGUUCUUAAACAAGAAUUAAGUAGAGUUCGUAAUCCAAAUCGUUAUUUUCACUGGAGAACACAAAUAUGGUGUCCUCAUCAUUGGAAUGUACGAAAGGUAUUUCAAGGUGAAUCUGAAAUAGUUCCUACAGUUAUUAGUCGCACAUCAUCUUCUCUUGCUCAGCCACGCUCAGAUCCAAACCAGCCUGUAUAUUUAGUAGAAAAGCAGCGCAUGCAUACCACAACUACUAGAACUGCUUUCUGGAGGUGGAUAAACUACUGUUAUCGCACAUAUUCUUGGCUUUGUAAUGCCAUGUUUAUUUUUGGGGUUAUUAUUCCAUGGUGCAGUCCAGUGAGCCUUCGUGCUUUAUUUUGUAUUCGCCCAUUCAUACCAGAUUUAGAAGUAAAUCAGAUUGAUGGAACAUUAUAUCCAAGGAAAUCAUCUUUAACUCACACUUUAUGCUCAAGACUGUUAUUAUUGUGGAGGCAUAUAUCUAAGUCUAGAACAGAGUUUGAAUCUAGACCUGAUACUGGAUUUAUUGGGAAAGGAUUCAGCCGCCACUUGAAUCGUCUGUGGAAUUAUUUGGUUAAAGGUGCAUUGGGAACAUUACUAAUUGUUUUCUUCAUGCCAAUCAUUUGUUCAUUCUUGUCAUUCCUAUCAUUAUGCAUUGCUCUUUCUGCUCCGCUCUGGGUGCCUGCAGCAACUUUCAUUUUUCAUUUAGCCAUGGUGUUUUUAUAUGAUUUUGAUAGCCCUGGUCUUCCAAGAAACAAAGUAUGUAUAGUAAUGGAAGCUUUAUUGUGGCAUAUAUGUCUCCAAGGUGUUUUACAGCCUUUUUUAGCGGUUGUGGUGGCCUUCAUUAUUUGUCCUAUCACAUCUCUUGUGGUGUUUUUAUUUUCAAUUUUGCGGUGCAGCUCUAGAAUAUUGUGGGACAUUUCUAUAUUUCAUCUCAUUGUUAAAAGACGUGGUCGUGUGCCAUCAAGUGAUAGCUGGUUAGUGAAAAGAAUUUCUGGCCCUGGACUUUCAAAUGAACAUUUUUUUCAGAUCACUCCGGAACAAGCAUUGGCUGCUUUUGAGGCUAAAUUAGAAACUGAAGAACUAAAUGCUUUUAAAGAAGAAGUAGAAAGGAUAAUUUUACUUCCUCAGCAAAUAUAUAGGGAGUUUGUAUCUCAGUGUUUUCACCCAUUUUCUGCUACUUUGUGCAAAGAAGGUGUAUAUAAGGAUGUGGAGAAAGAAGCUCAAGACCUUUUGACAGUUUUAAGAGAUCAAGUUGAAAGGCGAAAAAAAGAACUCCAGACUGGUCUAAAUGUGAAUGUGAGAUCAAAAGUGAAAUUAACUGCAACUGAUCUUCAGCCUACUCUUCAUGUAGCUACUGUCAUUCUGCAGAGAUUUUUUCCUGUUCAUGUGUUGAAAAGACUUCAACUCAAAGAAGAUGAAUUCUGGGAUAAGAAAGGAUUAUCAUAUAGGGAUUGGUCUGGAUUUGCUGCUCAAUUACUAUCAGAAAUUUUCUCCAUUGAUUUUUUAACACCACUUGAAGAAAGUGACACAUGCUAUCAACUAGAAGCCCAUGGAGUGAGUCUUACAAGAUACACAGAAAUGCUCCAGUCUAUUGCACAUCAACCUCAGGUAGAUUUCACCCAUGUUAUACACAUACCAAAAGGUAAAGUUCAUGUUCAUUCUCCAUAUUUGGAUCUAAACACUUUCAACCCAAUAAACGCAGCUGCUAAUUCCAUUCAUAAGAAGGAACCUAAAAGGCAAAAGUUAUAUCCGUGGAAAGUAAAAUGCAUUAGUCAUUCAGAGAAGCUAUUUAUUCCUUUACCCUUGCCACAUCCUGUUCAGAUUUCUGUCAUUAUCUUCAAUAGAGAAAAUGAAGACCCAAUACCGAUAGAAACUGAUCUUUGUUUAGAAAUCUUAAAGGCUAUAGCAGAUGGUGCCAAAAGUUCAGCAGUAAUGAUGUAUGAAUAUGAAGACAGUCCUAUGGAUGGUCAGAGUUUGGCCACUACUGCAGAUGAUUAUCGUGCUGCAGCUUCGGAUAUGGAAACUAUGGCUUCCGAAGAUCGAUAUAGUCGAUCAAGUCUGAGUUGUAGUCAUAGUCAACAACUAAGUGCUGGGGACAGUAUCGCUGUCAAUUUGGCAUCAACUGAGGAUGUCACGUUAGAGCCAGAGGAUCAAAAAGUGACAUAUAGUCACAGUUCAUACAGUACAACAGUAUAA
Messenger RNA from Uloborus diversus, 3579 nucleotides. RefSeq lists its product as uncharacterized. The transcript has 32 exons. The coding region runs from base 40 to 3579 and encodes 1179 amino acids. The record is from RefSeq and is a predicted model, not a curated record. NCBI's taxonomy places the organism in Eukaryota, Metazoa, Arthropoda, Arachnida, Araneae, Uloboridae.